This is a messenger RNA of Nothobranchius furzeri (turquoise killifish), 2235 nucleotides long. NCBI's taxonomy places the organism in Eukaryota, Metazoa, Chordata, Actinopteri, Cyprinodontiformes, Nothobranchiidae. The record is from RefSeq and is a predicted model, not a curated record.
AUGGCAGCUGCCUCAGCGGUCCCCGAGAUUGAACCUCCUCCUCCGUCUUUCAGAUCUGCAGUUUGGAACUUUUUUGGCUUUCAUGUGAAGCGUGACCCUGAUGGUAAGCGCGUCGUGGACAAAACUACCACAGUAUGUCGGAGAUGCCUCACAAUGCUUAAUUACGUCAGCGGGAACACAACAAAUAUGACUGUACAUUUACGCCGACAUCACCCUGAUGCAAAGACAAGUGGAGUCAGGGAAAAACAGCAACAACCAAGCAAGCAACAAGCUCUUCCCGAGUCAUUUAGACAGCCGUUUACACGUGAUUCCAAGAGGGCAAAAGAAAUAGACAGGGCGAUAGCUACUUUUAUUGCUGUCGACAUGCGACCGUUUUCUGUAGUAGACAACAUCGGAUUUCGGGAGAUGCUGAGAGUACUUGAGCCCCGUUACAAUCUUCCUUCACGAACCUAUUUCACCGAGACCGCAGUUCCUGCUUUGUACAAUGAGACGAAAGCCAAAUUAGAGACGGCAGUGUCAGCAGCACCCGCUGUUGCUCUGACCUCAGACGGCUGGACGUCAAGAGCUACACAGAGCUUCCUGACUGUCACCGUACAUUAUAUUGAUCCAGAAUGGCAAAUGAAAAGCAGUGUUCUGCAGACACACCUCAUCGAAAGUCACGCCACAAACGACUUGGCCAAAGCUCUGUCAGAAGCAGUGGAAGACUGGAAGUUAGUGCGAGCAAAAGGUACUAUACCUGUAACUACUGACAACGCCAGGAACAUAGUUAAUGCUGUCACAGCUGCUGGGCUGGGGCCACAAAUUGGAUGCUUUGCACAUACCAUUAAUAUAGCAGCUCAGAAAGGAAUGGUAGUGCCGAAAGUUUCCCAUCUCCUUGCAAAGAUGAGAAAAAUAGUCACCUUUUUUCACAGAAGCACAACAGGACACAAUGUGUUGAAGAGAAAACAGGAGCUGCUACAGCUUGGUGAAAAAAAACUGAUCCAAGAUGUUUCAACCAGGUGGAACUCCACCCAUGACACGAUGGAAAGAUACCUUGAACGGAAAGAUGCAGUGUUUGCUGCUAUGGCUGACAACACUGUGAAGAAGAACAUGAAGAACAUAAACAGUCUAUCUGAUGAUGAACACACACUGGCUGAAAAUCUUGUUGCAGUCAUGAAAACCCUAAAAACUGUCACUAUCAUGAUGUGUGAAGCAUCAUCUCCCACAGCAUCCAUGAUCAUGCCACUUAAAAUAAGCAUACUGAACUCCAUGGCACAGUCUGAUGAUGACAGCCCAACAGUGAGAGAUGUAAAAAAAAACAUCAGGGAUGACCUGGAGCAGAGAUACACAGAUCCUGCCAUUCAGCAUUACCUCCACAAGUGCACGGCUUUAGAUCCACGCUUCAAGUCCCUGCGACACUUGGAUGAUGCCACUCAGCUGAGAAUUUUUGCAGCACUCAACACAGAGAUUGUCCUGAGCAUUGAAGAAGGCCAAGCUGCAGGCAACACAACAACAGCCCCCUCUACGGAUACUGAAGCACCACACUCUUCAGAUUCACCAUCAUCAUCUCCACCAGAGAAGAAGUCAGCCAUGAAGGAGUUGUUUGGAGAACUGUUCAUGGGACAGGAGCCAAGGACCAGGUCUGCAGCCAAAGUGGCAGAUGAGGAAAUUAACUUGUAUAGGUUAGCGGACUGCAUUCACAUCGAUGAUAAUCCACUGAGAUGGUGGAAAGAACAUCACAGCUUGUACCCUCACCUUUCCAAGUUGGCACUGUGUUACUUGGUUGUACCAGGGACCUCUGUCCCAAGUGAGAGGGUGUUUUCCACUGCAGGUGACAUUGUCACAGCAAGCAGAUCUGUACUGUCAGCAGAACAUGUUGACAUCCUCAUUUUUCUGAAGAAAAACAUGGAAGUUGAGUAAACUGAUAUUUGGUUUGUCUUUAAGUGAAACUUUUAUGUAAGUUAUUUUUGUUGUUUUUUAAGUUAUUUUUGUUGUUUUUUAAGUUAUUUUUGUUCUAUAUGCAGCCUUAGCUGCCAGCACUCCAGAAGAUGAGUGUGAGGGAGAGUUCCAUAAAAGAUUGGUUCAUUUUAUAGGCACCUUAUUUGUUUAAUUGCUGCUGAGAAUAUAGCCCAGAGGAUGGCUAUAGUAUAGCUAUUAUUCUGGAAAAAAGCUACUUUGGUUUUCCACAGAUUAUUUUCUUAGUUACAUAAGUUUGCUAUUGUAGCAACAUUUAAUUUACAAAAUUGUACUUUUGAG